Messenger RNA from Aspergillus neoniger CBS 115656, 660 nucleotides. RefSeq lists its product as uncharacterized. Gene Ontology annotation, cellular component: nucleoplasm; kinetochore. Gene Ontology annotation, molecular function: protein heterodimerization activity. NCBI's taxonomy places the organism in Eukaryota, Fungi, Ascomycota, Eurotiomycetes, Eurotiales, Aspergillaceae. Gene Ontology annotation, biological process: kinetochore assembly; chromosome segregation; mitotic cell cycle. The transcript has 4 exons. The record is from RefSeq and is a predicted model, not a curated record. The coding region runs from base 125 to 361 and encodes 78 amino acids.
GUUUAUUGUUCCCAUUAUCUAUUCCACCCUUCCGCCGCCCGUCCUGAUCCACUUCAUUUACCCUCAGCACCACCGCCUCAACUGAUAACCUCGGUGCUGCCAAUCCUUUGCGCCAGGAGCUAUUAUGGCAGCUACACAAAAGCUAUACCCCCGCGCGACCGUUAAACGCGUCGUCAAGGCGCACUCCAACCGCAACGUGAGCAAGAAUGCCGAUAUUCUGAUCUUCCUCGAUUACAUGCUGUUCAUGCAAGAACUGAUGCGGGAAUCCUCAAUUCAAUCGCGCAAAGCGGGCGAAAAGAACAUCUCCCCAAACAGUGUUCGGAAGGUGACUGAGAGAACCCUUCGGAAGUUUAAAGGAUAAGCUUGUGCACCGUGUGCGGUUCAGCCUUCUUCUCCGGGCUCCUGGAGAGCAUGUAUGAUGUCGCAAUGGCCUUGUAGUGACGGGACUAUACUAUAACGAGAUGGGCAUUGGACUUGGGAAGGAAUAUCCGUAGGAGGUUGGCUUUUGCUCUGGAGUUUAUUUUCUUUUGCGCACCAUGCCUCCCCCACGGGACAAUGACUGAUGAGACUUGGUCAGACGAUGAUGGGAGGUGUGCGCGGCGUUAAUUAGGAGUUGUUUGUGAUGAUACCCAACGAUCAUGGUGAUCUAAAGCAGCAGGG